Larimichthys crocea (large yellow croaker) is the source of this 1040-nucleotide messenger RNA. RefSeq names its product peroxiredoxin 2 (gene prdx2). Bases 153 to 746 code for a protein of 197 amino acids. The record is from RefSeq and is a predicted model, not a curated record. Gene Ontology annotation, cellular component: cytosol. Gene Ontology annotation, biological process: cellular response to stress; hydrogen peroxide catabolic process; removal of superoxide radicals. Lineage: Eukaryota; Metazoa; Chordata; Actinopteri; Sciaenidae. Gene Ontology annotation, molecular function: thioredoxin peroxidase activity. The transcript is spliced from 6 exons.
UUUUACUUUGAAGGAGGUUAUUUUAGCUUCCGGAGGCCGCCGCUCUCUCUCCCUCUCUCCUCCUCUCUCCUCCUGCCAGCAGCAGCAGCAGACCUCCACUCUGCCAACUUCUUCUCGGCUUUACGUGCAGACAGUCAUUUGCCACCAACACCAUGUCCGCUGGCAACGCUAAGAUUGGCAAGCCCGCCCCAGAAUUCAGCGCCACAGCUGUGGUGGAUGGACAGUUCAAGGACAUCAAGCUGUCAGACUACAAAGGGAAGUAUGUGAUCUUCUUCUUCUACCCGCUGGACUUCACAUUUGUGUGUCCCACUGAGAUCAUUGCUUUCAGCGACAGAGCAGAGGAGUUCCGCAAUAUGGGCUGCGAGGUUAUCGGCUGCUCCAUAGACUCUCACUUCAGUCACUUGGCAUGGAUCAACACACCGAGGAAGCAGGGAGGUCUGGGUAACAUGAAAAUCCCCCUUGUGGCAGACCUCACCAAGUCCAUCUCCAGAGACUACGGUGUGCUGAAGGAGGACGACGGUAUCGCAUACAGGGGUCUGUUUGUGAUCGACGACAAGGGCAUCUUGAGGCAGAUCACCAUCAAUGACUUGCCUGUGGGUCGCUCCGUGGAUGAGACUCUGCGCCUGGUGCAGGCCUUCCAGCACACUGACAAAUUCGGAGAAGUUUGCCCUGCUGGCUGGAAACCCGGCAGCGACACCAUCGUCCCGGAUGUUGAGAAAAGCAAAGCCUUCUUCUCCAAGCAGUAAAUGUGAAGGUCUCCUAGCUGACUUCCCAACCGUAGCACUUCUCUUCAGCUAAGAGGUGUCCAUGGCGUCCAACCUAAUGUAUUAAACACAACAAAAUUUCAGAACUCGUUAGUUAAAUCCUUUGUUGCAAAUCGUGUCUUUGUACGUCCAGUGUACAAUUGAUGGGGCGACCUCAUAGUCUCAAGCACUGAAGUAUAGUUUUGUUCCUUUUUUCAGAAAAAAAAGUAUUGCUAUUUUUCCUUGCUGUCUUGAAUAAUUUGCUACCAUCUUUAAUAAAACAGUGGGAAAAUGUGA